AUGAACUUUCCCACCUCCACCUCCAACGACUUCGCCUUCAACCCCAUCCUCAGCUCCAACAACCAGUCGCAACAAUCUCAACAGCAGCAGCAGCAGCAGCAGCAGCAGCAGCAGGUUCAAUUCUCCUCCCGUCAGCUCCAGCUUCAACAGCAACAACAGCAUCACCAUCAACAGCAGCAGCAACAGUUACAACAUUCAUUGCCGCCUCCGCAACCUCCUUCCCCUGCGUCGUCCGCCAACGCGCAAUCCCUCUCCGCCGCCCAGCAAGCCCUCGCUCACGCACAGUACCAGCAGUUCGUCCUUAUGAACGGAAUGAACGGCGGCAAUGUGCCCAACGGCAUGGGCGGCGUGCCCACCCCGGCCGGCCAGCAGGCCGAGCUCAAUUAUAUCUAUGGCAUGGUCGAGGAGCUUAGCAGGCAGCUUACGGAGAACCGCCGUGUCACCGAGGACAUAGUCUCUGGUCUUGGCAGGGUGCGCAGUCGCGCGAGAACACAGGGAACGGGCAAUGACGACCUGAUUCACAACGCCGCUGACGAUAUUCUUGCUCAGGAACAGAAUCUCGACACACUCAUCUCCAUCCUCUCCGAGUCUCUCGAAAAGGCAAAAUACAGCCGCGAUGCCAACGCGACACUCCUCAGCCAAUACGCGACAGUCUUCGCCGCAAUGCUGAAACAAUUCCACGAGUACAAGGCAAAACACGUCACUGACGUCGCCGCAUGGCAUCGCUCCUACCGAUCGCAGCUCGCCGAAGCCCGUGCCGAGAAUAGCAGACUCCGGGAGCAGAUCUGGGAGAUGCAGGAACGCGCCGGGAAGGCCAAUGAAGUGCUUCGCAACUUCCGGCGCAAGCACGACGAAGACGAGACGCGAUGGGAUCGGCGCGUGGAGGACGUUGCCGCGCGCCAGGAGCUUCGGUUCUGGAAGCGCAUGGCCAUGCCCGAGGUGAGCGACGAGGACCCGUGCUGGAGCGACGACGACGAUCUCAUCGACCCGGCGGAAAAGGAGCGUUUGAAGGAGCUGGAUAGGGAGCUGGAGAAGAGAGCUGCGCAAGAGCAACUUUCCGGAAGCCAGCAAAUGGGUGACGAAUACUCGCGUCCGCAGUCUCCAGAAUCUAGCAUGAUGGGCGGCGUCCCCAUGCAGAGAGACCUGGGGAUCCCCAUGGGCAUGCCCGUCCCGCCGCCGAGGCCCUCGAGUGCGAACUCGAGCACUGGCUCCUCUGGCCAGUGA
Messenger RNA from Colletotrichum orchidophilum, 1224 nucleotides. RefSeq lists its product as uncharacterized. The record is from RefSeq and is a predicted model, not a curated record. NCBI's taxonomy places the organism in Eukaryota, Fungi, Ascomycota, Sordariomycetes, Glomerellales, Glomerellaceae. The coding region runs from base 1 to 1224 and encodes 407 amino acids. The transcript is spliced from 2 exons.